AUUAUGGGCUGUGGGUGCCGCUGAGCAAGAUGGAGCUGUCUGCAGUAGGCGAGCGGGUCUUCGCGGCCGAAUCCAUCAUCAAACGCCGGAUCCGCAAGGGACGCAUCGAGUACCUGGUGAAAUGGAAAGGGUGGGCGAUCAAGUACAGCACUUGGGAGCCAGAGGAGAACAUUCUGGAUUCGAGGCUCAUCGCAGCCUUCGAGCAGAAGGAAAGGGAACGUGAGCUGUAUGGGCCCAAGAAGAGGGGACCUAAACCAAAAACUUUCCUCCUAAAGGCCCGGGCCCAGGCGGAGGCCCUCCGCAUCAGUGAUGUGCAUUUCUCUGUCAAGCCGAGCGCCAGCGCCUCCUCGCCCAAACUGCACUCCAGCGCUGCGGUGCACCGGCUCAAGAAAGACAUUCGCCGCUGCCACCGUAUGUCCCGCCGCCCCCUGCCACGACCAGACCCACAAGGGGGUAGCCCUGGCCUGCGCCCACCCAUCUCGCCGUUUUCUGAGACGGUGCGCAUCAUCAACCGCAAGGUGAAGCCUCGGGAACCUAAGCGGAACCGCAUCAUCCUGAACCUGAAGGUGAUUGACAAGGGCCCGGGAGGUGGCAGCACUGCGCAGGGCACCGGGGCACUGGCCCGCCCCAAAGUUCCCUCGCGGAACCGGGUCAUUGGGAAGAGCAAGAAGUUCAGUGAGAGCAUGCUCCGCACCCAGAUCCGCCACAUGAAGUUUGGCACCUUUGCGCUCUACAAGCCCCCUCCCGCCCCUCUGGCGCCCUCUACCGCGGGCAAAGCCGAUGUGGCCUCCUCGGGGCCUGGGCUGCUCCUGGCCACCCCAGCUGCUGCCCCCUUUGACGCACACAGCUCUAGCUCUUCCGGCUGCCCCUCACCCACACUGCAGUCCUCUGACCCAGACGAUGCACCACCCAAGCUCCUCCCCGAGACCAUGAGCCGAUCUGCACCCAACUGGCGAGAGUCAGAGGUGCUCGAUCUGUCCAUCCCUCCUGAGGCGGCUGCCAUUGGCCAGCGGGUGCCCCCUGAUGUCACUGCUGCUGCAGGCCAGGUGCUUCACACAGCUCUGGAGCCCACAGGUGCCGGAUCCUCCGAGCCUGAGUCUGGGGACUGGCGCCCCGAGAUGUCACCAUGCUCCAAUGUAGUCGUCACAGAUGUCACCAGCAACCUCCUGACCGUGACCAUCAAGGAAUUCUGCAGCCCUGAGGAUUUCGAGAAGGUGGCUGCUGGGGUGGCAGGUGCUACAGGGGGUGGGGGUGGCACUGGUCCAAGUAAGUGAGGGGCUUCCUCAAGGAGGGAGGCUUUGGGGGGCCUCCUUCCUGGAGUCAUACUUGUGCUCCCACCCCGUCCCUGCCCUCAGACCCGUAUGCCUGUGCUUUGCUUGCCUCAAACGGCUCAGUGUUGACCCAGGGAUGGGGCUGGUAGUCCUGAACUUGGUUAGGGCCCUGGUAGGGCACAGGAACGAAGAUCUGCUCCCUGGUGUCCCUGGCACUGUCCCUGACUCUGCAGGUGGGGCCCACUAGGUGGUUUCUGGGGAUUCCCCAGAAUUUGGGGUUCACCUAUCCUAUCUACACCCCACCCUGCCUCUCCUAGCUUGCUUCUUGCUCUGUGUGCAGUGUCUGGUCUCGGUGCUAUCGGCAUCUGCAGGGCCCCCAGGAGGUCCCACCUAGGGUGGACACAGUCCCUCACUACCACCCUGGCACUGAGUGAGGGAAGAGGCCAAAAUGGGUCCCUCCCUCGACACCAUUGAGGGUGGCAGCAGCUGGGCCAGAGGUCCCCUUCCCUGCUUGCCUACUUGUGGACCAGGCCUAUGCAGAUCUGCCCCACACACUGUCUCUAUCCAAAACCCCCUUUCAAGUUGGAGGGGCUGGCGGACAUGGCACCCUGCCACAGCCUCUGGGCAUCUGAAAACCCCUUCCGUUUUCUACCAAAGGUGCUGCAAGAACCUGCUGUGGAAACUUCUGGCUGUGCAUGUGUGUUUGCCCCUUGGCUCAUUCUUGUGUAGAUCUAUGUGUGUGUUGGGUGCAGGGCCUUAGUUUUCCCCUGCAACACCCUUUACGGUUCCUCAGAACAGGGUCGCUGAAGGCGUGGCCUCUCUUGCCUUAGCCAGACCAGUCUGUGUGGUUUGUCGUGGAAGCCACAGGCCUCUCCAAACCCAGGUUGUUGGGGGGACAUGGAGCCCUCAGGCUCUUCUUGGGAUAGUCAUCUUGAAGGUCAGACCUUUACUGCAGACAUGGCAGGGGGGGGGGGACUGUGGUAGCGGAGGAGCCCAGCUGCAGCCUCUUGUUGCAGAUGUUUGUGGAGGAAAGAGGAGGCCCAGAGGCCUCCCAGGGGUCUUCCCUUUCCUCUUCUCCUCUGGUUGCUUUCCCUGCUGAGGCUUCCUAACAGUCUAGUCUGUUGGAAGACCAGGUGCCUUCUGCUGCUAGGGAACAGAGGCAGCCAUGCCAAUGGCAGAGACCAAAGCCCCAGAUUCAGGCCAGGCACCAGGAGAGUAGGCAGAGAGGAGAGAGAGCACAGAGAAGUCUGUGUUCAGCAGAGAGGGAGGUGCCGGUCCCCAGGCAGCACUGGCCUACCCUUGGCUACUGCCUGGGAUUCACCUGAGUGUUGAAUGGCGUGUUCCUGUGUGUAGCCUGAGCUGGCUUCUGGUAUACCCAGCCCUUGGUACCUUGCUCAGAAGCAUGGGGAGAGGCAGAACCACGUGCUCUAAGGACAAGUAUUCUGGUCUUAGGGGGAGAUACUCUUCCUUGCCACCUGCCUGCCAGGGUCUGCAGCACAGCCCCAGCCCUCCUUGCCCCAGGGUAUAAAACAGGGCUCUCACAGGGUUCGAGGGGCCACAGUCUGGUCCCAUCUCGUCCUGUGUUAGCUCCCAUACCGUCCAAGUGCCAAUUGGCUUUUCCCCCAAAUAAGGGCUGGUAUUUCGCCUCUGUCCCCAGGGGUGAUUUCCCCCUCCCCCUUCCCCAGGUGAGCCACCACCUGGGUGCCAGUUACAGGUGUUUGCAGAGACCAUAGAAAUGUGUUUUCCUGAGAGUCUGUGUCAUUUGUGACCUUUUUUUUGUAAAGAAGUUGUGUUUUCAGAGGUGAUUUUAUGACAGGAAAGUGAAAGAGUUAGUUUUGCAAAAAAAAAGAAAAAAAAAAAGAAAAAAAUUUUUAAAAAGGUAAAAAAAAAAAAAAGAAAAGAAAAAAUAGAAAAAAAACCCAUUGUGGGACCCCUAAGAGUAUAAGGUGGGGAGGGAGAAAGCUAUUUAAGAAGAACGUAUUAACGCAGCGAUUGCACAGGUGAGGUGGCAAUGUUGGGGUGGGUUGGAGGCCUGAGCUAGCUGGUGGGUUCCGUGGGAUAGAAGCACCACAGAGGUGGCCACGGCUGUCCCCCUUUCCUUGACAGCAGGCAGGGUGAGUCUGUUGUGACAUAGGAACAUGCUUCUGCUUGCUUGAAAGAAAGGACAAGCAGUCCUAAGGUAACUAGCAGGAAGCCCAGGGACAGGCAGAUGGCGGUAGUGGGACUCAGUGGGACCCGACUCACUGCUGCACGCAUGCUCAGUGGGACCCGACUCACUGCUGCACGCAUGCGCAAGGCCUCAGGGUGCAUAGACAGGGAAGACGUGGGCCUGCCCCAAGCAGACUCCUUCCGUCUCCUGAGUGGUCUGGAGCAGGAGACCCAGAGGCUGCACAGACUCCUACACAGCCCUGCAUCAUCAGCCUACUGCAGGCCCCUCCCCCACCCCUGCUGCUUUUCAUUUGCCUAAUUACCAAGCAGAAGUUGCAGUCCAAUUUGCUUUAUUUUUUUUGUAUGUGAAAUGAUCUCCCUACCCCGCCCUGCAGGUUGUACCCUGUAAGCACCCUUCCCACCCACUUGUCAGGAACUAGGAGUGGGUGAGUCCUGGGUCUUGGGUUUUGAAGAUGGAGGAUUGGGACCCAUCCCUGUUGUGGUUCUUGCUCUGAUCUCAGUCAGUUCCUCUGUGAAAAGCUGGACAGGGCAGCGAGGCCUCAGCUGGAAGCACUCUGGGACCUCCAGCUGCCCAGCCCGAGGGAGCAGGGUGAGCGCCCCUCCCUGGCUUCAGCGGGAGCUGGUGGAGGAGGGCAUUGUCUCAUUUCAAAGGAGGCUGAGCUACUUCACUGGAGUAUGGAGGCUCAGAGCUCAGGCUGUUCUGCCCUUUAAAGGGAAAGAUGGGACUCUCGCUGGCCAUGGCCUAGGCUGGAGAGUUGGCCCUAGCAGAACGAGAUCAGUCAAGGAUGAGCUAGCCUCUGGGGACCUGAGAGGGCACAUCUACCCCUUCUCCUUACUUUUCUGGUUUGUUUGGGUUUUUUGUUUGUUUGUUUUUCUUUUUCUUCUUUUGUUUUGUUUUUUUGCACUUCGAUGGAUGGUGGAGCCCAGCCUGGUCAGUUCUACCCUUGGGUUCCGGUGCACUAGACCAAGGUGGCCUCUCUGGGGCUUCUGUGGUUCAAGGAAUCACUUUUUAAAAGAUAAGAGAAAAUUUAAGGGUUUUAGUUUUGUUCUGUCUGCUUCUCUUCUUGGUUCAGAGAGUGCAGAGAGUGGUUCCCCUUCUGACAGACACUUGAGAAGCAAAAAUAGGCACCUGGUCAGGUGGGGGCUCAGGACCCCACUUCCCAGCCUACAGUUCCCUCCGUCCUUAAAGGAGUCAGGGUUUCGCUCCAGCUGUAUGCAGUGUUCUGGCCGUGUGAUGGAGCCAGAGGGUCUGAAGGGGCCGAGUGGUGGGUGUCAGACGCUGGACACACCUGGGCUGAGGGGGGGAAGCAGGCAUCUUUUUGUUGGUUUUAACUUAAAAACACAAAGGCCUAAAGAAAUAUGUAUCUUAUAAUUUUUUUAAUUUUUAAGAAGCUUGUUUGAUGAACUGCACGAAUGGAUUCUAUAUAUAUAUAUAUAAUAUACGUACAUAGCUCUAUAUUUGGGGACGGGCACUGUCUCUUUUCUCUCGCAUUUUAAAGAUGAAGUGUCUUUGCCUUUGUCUGUGGUUCAACCAUCCAGCUCCCAGCUGGCUAAACUUUGCCUCCAGUGGUUAAUGGCAGGAACUUAAUAAAGCUGGCCAGUGGACGAAGGGGCAGGCCCCCAGUCUCCCCUGCCCCUCGGGGAGGAUAGCUUAUUUUGGACGUGGGUUUGGUAGAUCUGGGCCAGGGGAGGGCGGGCUCGUGCUGAUCACUCUGUCUUGUACGUUUUGUUCUGCUGCUCUUCAAUAUUGUAUCGAUGCCAGGAAAGGGGGUGAAACCUCCUUCACCCCCAAAUAAAUUGUCACAUUCCGAAGCUAUAUCCUAGCCCCCUA
Grammomys surdaster is the source of this 5271-nucleotide messenger RNA. RefSeq names its product chromobox 6 (gene Cbx6). Lineage: Eukaryota; Metazoa; Chordata; Mammalia; Rodentia; Muridae. The coding region runs from base 30 to 1274 and encodes 414 amino acids. The transcript has 5 exons. The record is from RefSeq and is a predicted model, not a curated record.